AUGGAUCCUUGUCCUUUCCUUCGAAUCACUAUCGCAAACUUAGCGGUAAUGCUUCCACCUAAUCGGAAUCUUCCUUCGUGUGUGUUUCUUGAUUGUAACAUUAAGCUUAAAGGUUUUCCAACACAAGUUUCAACCAUCAACGCAUUUCCUAAACAAGACCUUGUUUUAGAGAACAAAAUCCAUGCCUCUUUCAAUUUGAACAAAACCGACAUUGAAAAAAUAACUGCUAGAGGAAAAACAUGUUGUUUGAAGAUUGAAAUUUGUGCAACGAAGAGUAUGGGCAUUGGUUUUGGAUAUUAUACUGGGGGGAGGAUUUUGGGGAGUGUGUUUGUUGAAUUUGAUUUGAAGGGUUUUGAACGUAAAGGUAGUAGAGGAGUUGUGAUUAAGAAUGGAUGGGUUUUGGUUGGUGUAGCAAAAGUGCAUCUGAAUGUGAAAGUUCAACCUGACCCAAGAUUUAUUUUCCAAUUUGAUGGAGAACCGGAGUGUAGUCCCCUGGUUUUUCAAGUUAAUGGUAAUGUGAAACAACCUGUUUUCACUUGCAACUUCAGUUUCAAGAACCCUGGUGAUUGGAAUUCAAUAUCAAGAUCUUCGCUAUCUAAAGGAAGCACAUCAAUAGGCUGCUUUAACUGUUGGACAACUGGUAACGAAAUACGGAGAAAAGAGCGAAAGGGAUGGUUAGUGACAAUCCAUGACCUCUCUGGCUCACCAAUUGCUGCAGCAUCCAUGGUGACCCCAUUUGUCCCAUCACAAGGUUCAAAUAGGGUGAGAGGAUCAAACCCUGGAUCUUGGCUCAUCCUCCGUCCAGAUCAGGGUACAUGGAAGCCAUGGGGACGCCUACAAGCAUGGCUAGAGAAUAGUGGUGAACUUGGUUAUUGCUUUGAAAUCAUCCCUGAUGGUGCCAAUGAUACUAUAAAAUUGGUCAAUUCAACCAUCAGCACCAAGAAUGGUGGGAAAUUUAACAUAGAUAUCACAAAUGUUUCUAUCCCAACAAUGGCUAGUGCAAACAGCAGCUUUGAUUUCUCUUCAGUCUCUGGGUCUUGGUCGGAUUUCGGAUCAUCUGGAUAUUUGGGACAGAUUUUGUACCGUGGAUUUGUGAUGUCAUCCACAGUGAAGGGUGAUGGAAAAUGUAGUAAGCCGGAGGUGAUUGUAGGGGCGCAGCACGUGAGGUGCUCGGAGGAUGCUGCAGUUUUUGUUGCAUUGGCAGCUGCUAUAGAUCUUAGUAUGGAUGCUUGUCGGCCUUUCUCUCAGACUCUCCGAAAAGAGUUGAGGCAGUCGGAUCAAGUAUGA
This is a messenger RNA of Solanum pennellii, 1287 nucleotides long. RefSeq lists its product as uncharacterized. The coding region runs from base 1 to 1287 and encodes 428 amino acids. The record is from RefSeq and is a predicted model, not a curated record. The transcript is spliced from 2 exons. Lineage: Eukaryota; Viridiplantae; Streptophyta; Magnoliopsida; Solanales; Solanaceae.